Messenger RNA from Aedes aegypti (yellow fever mosquito), 997 nucleotides. RefSeq lists its product as uncharacterized. Gene Ontology annotation, biological process: mRNA splicing, via spliceosome. The transcript has 4 exons. Gene Ontology annotation, cellular component: spliceosomal complex. The record is from RefSeq and is a predicted model, not a curated record. Lineage: Eukaryota; Metazoa; Arthropoda; Insecta; Diptera; Culicidae. Bases 121 to 990 code for a protein of 289 amino acids.
AUUGUCCCAUCAGAUAAAUAAACAAUCCAUUUCACGAGAAACGAGACGUAUUUUCGUAUAAGUUGGUGUUUUUUAGGUUUUUCUCGAUUUACAGCAUUCAAGAGUCCUUUUUUAACCACAAUGUCGGAUAAUGAACAAGCUUCGGUUAAGGUGGAGUUCAAAUCCAAAGCAAGGAAACAAUUUCGGAAACGCAUAAAGUCGGAGGACGAAGACAAACCUGAUGAAGACAUCCUAUCCAAACUAGAGGAAACGAAGGAAAAACAGAAGCUACGGAACAAACCCAACGGGGUGAACAUAUUGACUCUGGCUGUUGGCAAGAAAAUUACAGUCGAAGAAGAAGUUACCAAUAAAGAUUUGUUCAAUGCAAAAGCGGGAGGUAUGGUGAACAUGCAGGCAUUAAAAUCCGGUAAAAUCAAAGCUGUUGAUGAUGCGUAUGAUACAGGAAUAGGAACACAGUUUUCCGCCGAAACCAAUAAGCGAGACGAAGACGAGGAAAUGAUGAAAUAUAUCGAAGAGCAAUUGAGCAAAAAGAAGGGAGUCGCCAAGGAUACCACUAAAGAGCCAGAGGCAGAAUCAUCUCAUAAAUAUCUUAGCCCAGAAGAAGCAGCUCUCCUUUCGUUACCUGCACAUCUCAGCCAAACAUCCACGCAAAGAUCCGAAGAAAUGUUGUCCAAUCAGAUGCUGAGUGGCAUUCCGGAAGUGGAUCUCGGAAUAGAAGCCAAAAUCAAGAACAUUGAAGCUACAGAAGACGCAAAGAUCAAAUUUCUCCAGGAACAACAAAGAAAGAAAGACUUGCCGUCUCAUUUUGUGCCCUCUAAUAUGGCGGUUAAUUUCAUGCAGCAUAAUCGGUUCAAGAUUGAUCAGCCGGUGCAGCAAAAACGACGUUACACCGAAGUACAACAACAUCGGUCCGGGGAUGAGAAAAUCCCGAAGAAGGCAACCGAUGACUAUCAUUUCGAUAAGUUUAAGAAACAAUACAGGCGUCAUUGAAUACUGA